Molecule: messenger RNA, 1569 nt
Organism: Trichoderma gamsii
Lineage: Eukaryota; Fungi; Ascomycota; Sordariomycetes; Hypocreales; Hypocreaceae
Product: major facilitator superfamily transporter
Exons: 10
Coding region: 1-1569 (522 amino acids)
Biological process (GO): basic amino acid transport; transmembrane transport
Cellular component (GO): fungal-type vacuole membrane
Molecular function (GO): basic amino acid transmembrane transporter activity
Source: RefSeq, a predicted model, not a curated record
AUGCUGGCAAUAGGCGCCAAGGAUGCCCGCGCAAGUAUACGUUUACUAAUUCUCGAUUCAACAGCCAUUCUGAUAUCAAAUUUCUCCGCCGCCGUUGAUACUGGCCUCUCAGCAUCUACUCAUACUGCCGUUGCCUCGGCUUUCCGCCACACGAACCUCUCAUCAUGGCCAGUCAACUCUUUCGUUGUCGCCUCAAUGACAGUGCAGCCUCUCUAUGGGCGGACUUCCGACAUUGUAGGCCGUAAAGUUCCUUAUUGCAUUGCAUCGGCACUUUUUGCCGCAGGUAUCGUCCUGAGCUCGUUUGCCUUGAAUUGGGAGAUGUUGAUUCUGGCGAGAGCGCUAUGCGGCUUGGGCUCUGCUGGUGUUACCACAAUGGGUUCUGUUGUUCUUACCGACGCGGUUGGAUUAGCAAAGAGAGGAUACUACCAAUCCAUUAAUUACGCUGUAUAUGGUGGAGGCGCAGCCCUUGGGUCUGCAUUUGGAGGAGCUAUUGUACAGCAGCUUGGAUGGGACUGGGUGUACAAAACACAAAUACCCAUCUCAUCACUAUCAUUGGUUCUUUUGUGCUGCUUGAUUCCCGCUCAGCACGAGACAAUAAAGCAAAAUUCCGGGCAAUCGCGACUACAAGCAAUCUUUCGAGAAUUCGAUUGGCGAGGAUCAGCCUGUCUAAUGCUUACGCUUAUCUGCUUAUUUGUCUUCUUAACCUUGGGGGGCAACGUUUAUCCAUGGACUCAUUCCCUCAUUCUCAUUAUAGGUUUGCUUACAUUAGUCUUGGCCGCAGCUUUUGUCCUCGUCGAGAGGCAUGCGGUACGACCUGUCCUUCCGCUGUAUCUUCUCAUCCAGUUUCCUGCCUGUAAUAUCAUGGUGACGGGUUUUCUUACAUCCUUUAUUAACUAUUCGGUUCUGUUCAACACAACACUGUUCUUCCAAACAGUACAUCUGGACUCUGGCCAAGACGCUGGCUUCCGACUGCUGGUGCCAUCAAUUUCGUUUACUGUUGCGAGUUGUGCAACAGGAUUUAUCAUCGCGCGGCGUGGUAGUCCCGAGCUGACACUCCAACUGGGGCAAGGCUUCCUCUUUGUUGGCACAUCAGGACUGGUUUUCAUGGCAGCCAUGUUCCGGACGCUCAAUAUGCCAGGCUGGCUAUAUAAUAUUAUGCUAAUCUUUCCGAUUGUUGGCGUGGGAAUGCUGGCAUCAAGCACAGUUCUCGCGCUACUAAACGUUACACCUAGCAAGGACCAAGCCGUCGCAAACGGUGGGCUGAUUAUGCUGAGGUCGCUAGGAAUAUUCAUUUCAACAGCCUUUAGCACCACUGUUUUACAAAAUAUCUUCCUAGCUACCAUCAACCUAGAUCAGUAUAAUGAACAGCAAAAGCAGAUUAUAGAGACUGUCCGUCAAGAGGCAGGGGAAUUACUUUCAGUUGAAGAACCCUUGAAAUCGCAAAUUGUAACAUCAUAUCAGCAAGCAUUCACAGCUGUUUAUGCAUUAUGUGCUAUUGAUGCAAUAAUUCUUAUAACUUGUUUAUGGAGGGUAAGAGUAGGAGGUUUCAACAAGGGUCAAAGUAAAUAA